CUCUUGUCCAAUGGACGAGGGCGCACCAACGUUCCAUCCGGUCCGUGGAAGUAACAAGCGAGGCAGAGAGAGAGAGAGGCGCGCCGUGAAAGCCCCAGUCCAAUCCCCUCAUCAUCCUCGCAUGGAGCGUGGAGCGUCAAGACGUCGCUGAGAAGAGAGAAAGAGAGUUCCAAGUUUCACUUCUAGAGCGCAGGAACUUUUGGUUCCCAAAGUCCUUGCGAGAGAAAAGAGACUAUUUCUCUAAAUGAUGAGCAAAGUGGACGCGCCAUGCAGGCCGACUGCCGCGUCUCUCAAAUUCACCAUAGACAAUAUUCUGAACCUGCAGACAAACUCGAGCGGUAACGGUAGGAAGACAGUUGACAGCUGUCAUUCCGGUAGCAGGCUACAGAAUAGCACGGGACUAUACUGGUUCGAUGACCAUCAACGGAUAAUUGACCCCGCGACAAGGCUACAAGAUGAAGAGCCGGAUAACGACUGUAGCCCAACCGGAGGACCCAAGGCCGUCGCUAUCACCCGGGAAGACUCGUUACAGAUCACCGACAAUUGCUUCGAAAGCGGAGACAGCGGCGACGACUGCUCCUCGACGCAUCACACCGGGGACGGUGAUAGCGGCGGCAAGAAAAAACAACUGACAACCAAGAAAAAAACUCGCACCAUCUUCUCCAAGAGACAGAUCUUUCAGUUGGAAUCUACUUUCGAUAUGAAGCGGUACCUUAGCAGCGCCGAGCGCGCCUGCCUCGCCAGUUCUCUCCAGUUAACGGAAACGCAGGUCAAAAUUUGGUUCCAGAAUCGAAGGAAUAAAUUGAAAAGACAGAUUUCAUCCGCGCUAGAUGGUCCCAGCGGGGAUUUCUCCGACGCGGGUCCGGGGAAGGCUCUGCAGCUCCCGGCCUUGUACAAAGACAGUAACCUGCUAGGAAGAUGUUUGAUGCCGAUACCCCUGCCCAUCGUAUACCCUGGCAGUAGCACGCCUUAUUUAUGUUUUUCCAAUGCCAGCAAGUACUUUAGUCUAUUCGAAGGAGACGUUGUCCUGUAGACAAGACCGAGUCUGUUUAAAGGAGACGUUGUCCUGUAGACAAGACCGAGUCUGUUUAAAGGAGACGUUGUCCUAUUUAGACUUGGCCUAGUCUGUUCGAAGGAGGCGUAGAGUUGGGCCUAUAUACUUUUCUGCAUCGACGCCAUAAAGACACUGUUUACAAGGUGGAUAUAUCAUGCCAAUUUCAGCUUCCGCAUUUAGCGAUUUUUUUACCCCAUCCUCAUCUUGGUAAAAACGUAAGGUCGUGUCUGGCCCGUGUAGGCCUUUAAAGGCUACUUGUAAGGAUAGCCAGUUGACCUAAGGCCUAACUCAAUCCUACUUGUCACAUCGAUAGCCUGUUGACCUAAGGCCUAGCUCAACCCUACUCGUCACAUCGAUAGCCUGUUGACCUAAGGCCUAGCUUAAUACUACUUGUCACAUCGAUAGCCUGUUGACCCUAAGGCCUAGCUCAAUACUACUUGUCACAUCGAUAGCCGGUUGACCUAAGGCCUAGCUCAAUCCUACUUGUCACAUCGAUAGCCUGUUGACCCUAAGGCCUAGCUCAAUCCUACUUGUCACAUCGAUAGCCUGUUGACCUAAGGCCUAGCUCAAUCCUACUUGUCACAUCGAUAGCCUGUUGACCCUAAGGCCUAGCUCAAUCCUACUUGUCACAUCGAUAGCCUGUUGACCUAAGGCCUAGCUCCAUCCUACUUGUCACAUCGAUAGCCUGCGCCAAUUGUAUUUAUUGACAAGACAUCAACAAUGUUGAUAUAAAAGUAAAGAACAUAUUUCCAGGAUAUCCAUUCACACAAAGACAUGCAGAACAACUCCCUAUUCCGUUUGACGUUAUAAUACUAGAUACUUGUUUUUGUACGCAGAGUACCAGCGUAGGCCUAAAACAGUGGGUCUAAUAAUCAUUUAUUAAAUUAUUAUUAUUAUUAUUAUUAUUAACCUGUUGUUAACAAUAGCCUUUUCCAGCAGUCUA
Messenger RNA from Salvelinus fontinalis (brook trout), 1997 nucleotides. RefSeq names its product homeobox protein HMX3-A-like. The record is from RefSeq and is a predicted model, not a curated record. Gene Ontology annotation, cellular component: nucleus. Gene Ontology annotation, biological process: regulation of transcription by RNA polymerase II. Gene Ontology annotation, molecular function: RNA polymerase II transcription regulatory region sequence-specific DNA binding; DNA-binding transcription factor activity, RNA polymerase II-specific. The transcript is spliced from 2 exons. The coding region runs from base 245 to 1033 and encodes 262 amino acids. NCBI's taxonomy places the organism in Eukaryota, Metazoa, Chordata, Actinopteri, Salmoniformes, Salmonidae.